This is a messenger RNA of Vombatus ursinus (common wombat), 2444 nucleotides long. RefSeq names its product aarF domain containing kinase 1 (gene ADCK1). Lineage: Eukaryota; Metazoa; Chordata; Mammalia; Diprotodontia; Vombatidae. The transcript has 11 exons. Gene Ontology annotation, molecular function: protein kinase activity; ATP binding. The coding region runs from base 139 to 1710 and encodes 523 amino acids. The record is from RefSeq and is a predicted model, not a curated record. Gene Ontology annotation, cellular component: mitochondrial inner membrane. Gene Ontology annotation, biological process: mitochondrion organization; protein phosphorylation; lipid homeostasis.
UUGUGAAGACCUCUUCAUAACUUCGCCCCCCGAAACAAGAAAAAUUCAAGCGACCAGCUAAGGCAAGGAAGGGUUAGCCACGCCGAUCUCGGCAGCCCUGACUAGAGGCGGCCCGAGGCAGGGGGGCCGACAGACAAUAUGGCCAGGAGGGCACUGAAAAUUGUUUCUUGGACCAGUAUGGCCUUGGCUUCCUCUGGCUUCUACCUUUACAGUAACAAGUACAUAGAUCCCAAUGAUUUUGGAGCAGUCAGGAUAGGCAGAGCUGUAGCCACGACUGCUGUCAUCAGUUAUGACUACCUCACUUCCCUUCGCAGCGUUCCCUAUGGUUCAGAAGAGUAUGCACAGCUCAAAUCUGAGGUACACCGUCGCUCAGCUGAGCGCCUCCGAGAACUCUGCUGUGCGAACAGAGGCACCUUCAUCAAAGUGGGCCAGCACCUAGGGGCCCUGGAUUACCUGCUCCCUGAGGAAUACACAAGUACCUUGAAGGUCCUGCACAGCCAGGCCCCACAAAGCAGCAUGCAAGAGAUCCAGCAGGUGAUUCGAGAGGACCUGGGCAAAGAGAUCCAGGACCUAUUUCAGAGUUUUGAGGACACCCCCCUCGGGGCUGCCUCCCUUGCCCAGGUCCACAAGGCUGUGCUGUAUGAUGGAAGAACUGUGGCAGUGAAGGUACAGCACCCAAAGGUACAAGCACAGAGCUCCAAGGACAUUCUGCUGAUGGAGGUGCUUGUUGGAGCUGUGAAGCAGCUGUUUCCUGAAUUUGAGUUCAUGUGGCUGGUGGAUGAGGCGAAGAAGAACUUGCCUCUGGAGUUAGACUUCCUCAAUGAAGGGAAAAAUGCAGAGAAAGUGGCUGAAAUGCUUAAACGCUUUGAGUUCUUAAAGGUCCCUCGCAUUUACUGGGAGCUGUCAACUCGACGAGUGCUCCUGAUGGAAUUUGUAGAAGGUGGGCAGGUCAACGAUAAGGCUUACAUGGAGAAGAAUCAGAUUGAUGUCAAUGAGAUCUCCCGACAAUUGGGAAAGAUGUACAGUGAGAUGAUCUUUGUCAAUGGCUUUGUACACUGUGACCCACACCCAGGCAAUGUGCUGGUGAGGAAGCGUCCGGGAACAGGGAAGGUGGAGAUUAUUUUGUUGGACCAUGGACUGUACCAGAUCCUAACAGAUGAGUUUCGCCUGGAUUACUGUCACCUCUGGCAGGCCCUGAUCAAGGCAGAUAUGAAACGUGUGAAGAAAUACAGUCAGCGGCUGGGGGCAGGGGAUCUCUAUCCCCUGUUUGCCUGUAUGCUGACAGCCCGGUCCUGGGACUCCGUCAACAAAGGCAUUGGCCGGGCACCAGUCACUGCCGAUGAGGAUGUGGAGAUUCGAAACAAUGCUGCUGCCUACCUCCCCCAGAUUAGUCAGCUCCUCAACAAGGUGCCCCGGCAGAUGUUACUCAUCCUUAAGACUAACGACCUGCUCCGGGGGAUCGAGACAGCCCUGUCUACCCGGGCCAGUGCCAGCUCCUUCCUCAACAUGUCUCGAUGCUGUACCCGAGCCCUAGCUGCGCACAAGAAGAAGAAGACUUGCUCAUUGCUCAAGAGGACCCAGAUAUCUCUUGAGGAGUCCCUCAGCUUAUGGCAGAUCAACCUGCAUGAACUCUUCCUGCGUGUGCGGGGGUCGUGGCUGGGAAACUGGAUCUUUGCCUUAUUCUACUGGCUGUCUCCUGCUCCACACUGAGGGGCAGAUUGCAUCCUCCACCUUGCCCUACAAUGAUACUAGGUUGAGUAGGCAGGAGAGGGAUGCUACUCUGUCUCUACUGUACUCUCCAAUGAUGUGGUGGAGGGACCCCCAGGAUCAUUCUCUUCUCUGUGGUUGUGCUCCAUGAUACAUUCGCCCAGCCCUCUGUCAGCCUUGUCAUCAUGUAACAGUGGUCACAGAAUCUACCAGCUAUCUCCUAAAAUGGUGGAAUACUUCUCACACCCCUUUCAUUAUGACUCUUGGAGCAAGGAAAGGAAAACUUGGGUAAGGAAAAAACACCAGCAGUUUACUUCCCCCUCCUCAAAAGCAGAGUACUAUUGAAUUGAGUGCCACAGCUCCCCCUUUCCCCAAAAAUGGAACCUCAGGGGUAGAAUUCCACUAGCCUUUUAUAUGGCCAACUAUGUAACUCAUGCCAUGGAAUCCUCGCUGCUGGAUGAACGUUGCUCCCAUCACUGAGGCACAGUUUGACUCCAGAAGGGGAUCAGGAUGGAUGAGCCAGAAGAAACUAUUCUUUUAGCUGAAGUGCCCCUUUGUCCAAGAAUGGUGAUGGAAAGAAAGCGGGCAUUUCUCUCCUCCCAACAUUCCUUACCAGAAGGUAUAGGAAAUUAGGACAAUCUGUGAGUUAGAAGGCACUCCAUUUGUACUGUAAGCCCCAUCCAGGUGACUUCUCUUGUUUCCUAUCACAUUCAAUAAAAACUCCAGUGUUAUACAAA